Molecule: messenger RNA, 294 nt
Organism: Prunus armeniaca (apricot)
Lineage: Eukaryota; Viridiplantae; Streptophyta; Magnoliopsida; Rosales; Rosaceae
Source: the annotation of a GenBank genome assembly
AUGUUGUCAAUGAAUAAGCAGCUAUUAUGCAAGUGUUUAAAGAGGCAUAGACAGAAACAGAAAGACUCGGAACAAAUUUCACGCACAAACAGUCAUGUGGUUUUGACUACCUUCAAUGUGGCCGCUGGCCACACAUUUCUCCCCGCCAUUUCCUCAGCCCAAAUUCCGGGCCUCCUUCAGAAUUCACACGGACCUUUGGCCAAAAAUCUUUUCCGUUUCUCAGCUCUGGUUGCUUUCGAGCCCUCUGCCACGUUCAUCUUCAACCUCCAUCGCACCCACGCUAACUUGCAAUAG